Molecule: messenger RNA, 1209 nt
Organism: Closterium sp. Naga37s-1
Lineage: Eukaryota; Viridiplantae; Streptophyta; Zygnematophyceae; Desmidiales; Closteriaceae
Source: the annotation of a GenBank genome assembly
AUGCAGGAGUAUCUGCAGAGCCACGUGGGCAUCAUCCGCAGGGACCACGCCGCGCGAAUCACGGACUUCGUCUGCCUGCGCGUCGCGCAGGAGGAGGGCGGAGCGGGUGCGGACGACGCGGUGGCGGACGGGGAAGGCGCGGGGGAGGGCGCGGGGGAAGCCGGCGCGGGGGAGGCGGAGGGAGGCGCGGGGAAGGGGCGGAGCCUAGGGAGACACAAAAACAGACUCACGUUUUGCGUGGAGGGGAAUAUCAGCGUGGGGAAGACGACGUUCUUAGAACGAAUAGUAGGCGACGCGGUGAAGCUUCAUGACUUAGUGGAGGUGGUGCCUGAGCCGGUGGCGAGGUGGCAGAGCGUGGGGCAGGAGAAGUUUAAUAUUCUGGAGGCGUUCUACGAGGAGCCGGAGCGGUACGCUUACACGUUCCAGAACUACGUGUUUGUAACGCGGAUGAUGCAGGAGCGCGAGAGCGCCGGGCGCGUGCGGCCGAUCCGGCUGAUGGAGCGGUCUGUGUUCAGCGAUAGAAUGGUGUUUGUGCGAGCAGUGCACGAAGCCAAGUGGAUGAGUGCGAUGGAGGUGAGCAUAUACGACUCGUGGUUCGACCCAGUGGUGGCGGCACUGCCCGGCCUGGUCCCAGACGGGUUCAUCUACCUGCGCGCCAACCCCCUCACCUGCCACCAACGCCUCAAGCAGCGCGCACGAGGCGAGGAGGCGGGGGUUUCCCUGGACUACCUGACUGACCUGCACAACAAGCACGAGCAGUGGCUGCUGCCGGUUGAGUCGGCCGAGGAGAGGCCGAGGUUCUCUGUUGUGCAGCCCGAUUGGUUGAAGGAAAGGGGAGGAGGGGGGGGAGGAGGAGGUGGGGGGAGAGGGGAGGAGGAUGACACACCGGAGAUCAUCAAGGGGCGGGUGUUUGCUCUUGAAGGCGAGCAUCUGCACUCGAGCAUUCAGCAGGUGCCGGCGUUGGUGCUGGACUGCGACGCUCAGAUCGACCUCAUUCGCGACCAAGACGCAAAGGAAAUGUACACGAAGCAGGUGCAGGCAUUCUUUGACUUUGUGCAGCGGCGCAAGGAGCAGCAGAAGCAGCGGCAGCGGCAGCAACGGGAGGGAGCAGGCAUUUCCCCUGACUCACCGCUUCUCAUCCCCUCCACCCCCUCUCUCUCCAUGCCCCCUGGGAUAAGCUUUGACCCCUCGUCGUUACUUCGCGCGUAG